Molecule: messenger RNA, 2797 nt
Organism: Carassius auratus (goldfish)
Lineage: Eukaryota; Metazoa; Chordata; Actinopteri; Cypriniformes; Cyprinidae
Exons: 2
Coding region: 932-2797 (621 amino acids)
Source: RefSeq, a predicted model, not a curated record
CGGACGAGGAGCACAUUGUGGUUCUUACAUGGCGUUUACAAAAGUUUGAAAUAUAUAUUGUAAAAAGUGGAUGCACUUUACGUUUUGGUUCAUCUAGUACCCUUUGGCAAGCGGAGCGAGUUUCACGGUGCUACAACACAACGUUUCUCGAAGUCACGGUUAAUGGCGCUCAAAGCGAGCGAAAUAAAGAAGAUUAAGCACCCGUCGAAACUCUCUGUCUCGUUUGUCGACGCCAAGGGGCUGCUACAGUGAAACUCGACGCUUAUCGGGACUCUGCAUUACUUCGCUGCUGCCCGGUUCGAGAGAGUUCAUCACAACGCCGCACGAGGAUCAAUCAGCACGGCGCUGCGGACGUUUGCGCAGUCACAGCGGAUCGUGACGUCAUUAUAACUGGUUAAAGGGAAAGAUCGCAAGGUGGUAACAAGGCACCGUUUAACACUACAGAUGAGAUCGAGACUGUGAGUUAAAUCGUAUUCCCACGUGAGCUGCAUCCAUUCAUUGGAACUCUGUAAGUUGACAUGUUCAAAUGAAAAGGAGAAUAUUUUUUGGACUAUUCAAUUGAAGGAUAAAACUACAAGAGACAUUUAAAUUGAAUAAGUCAAAUCAAGAAAAUAUUCAAGUUUGCUUGAUUAUUUAAAGACUAUAAAAACUUGUGUGUUAAAUUUGAACGUUGAUUGUUGAAGAUUUAUCUUGGACAUUUAAAAAGUCAUACACAAAGAGUACAGUUAACUUUAUUACUGUUUGUAAACACUGACAUUUCUGAUCUAUUACAAGGGAAAUAUUUAAAUGUUAAAAGUCUUUACAGUUGUGCAUUUGUGUUGAUUCUCCUUGCUAAUAUUUUGAGUGCUUACAUUUUAGAGGUCUGAUGGAAAUGGUAUCACUUAUAGCUUAAGUUGCCCAGUUUAAAGAAGUAAACAACAUUAAAGAGGCCAUGGAAAACCCACCUGAAAAGGAAGUUGAACCAGUUGAGGAGAUACCACUUCCAGCUGAAGAAAUAAGUAACCCACCAGUGCAACAGCUCAGAGCAAGCUCACGUGAAAGAAGCUUAACAGAGAAAGGUCGAGAGAUGCAUGAGCUCGAAGCAAAGAAACAGGAAAAGUCCUUCCAUAAGACAUAUGAGUCCUGGAAGCAGGCUGCAAGAGAGGCUAGAUCAAAUUUGAAAACAUUCUGUAUACGUGAAGACCUGGAUCAAAUACAGCAGGACAUUCAAGGCAGACAUGAUUCAGUCUAUCAUCGUUAUGAAGCAAUUCUGCGUAACCACACUACUACUCCAGACAUUGUUAAACGUAUGGAUGCCUGUGCUGCACUAACUGCAGAGAUCACUGAUCUUGUCAGUAAACGACUGGAAACAUUUAAUGAAAGUUACAACGAAGAACUUGUGAAGGAAAGAGUAAGGCAAGUGCUGAAUAAGGAUGAAUAUGGAUCCGUCUUUGGAUGUACAGUAACAAACACAGUCGUUUCAGAGUCAUCACUGGGAUCCGAUAACCAAUCCAAGACUUCUAAAGUCUCAAGUAAGCGUGCUGAUGCACAGGCAGAAUUUGCAGCGAAACUGGAACAAGCUAAAGCUUUACAAGAAAUUCACAAUCAACAAGCUAAGCUUGAUAAGAUGGAGCAUGACUGGAAGCUUUGUGAAUCGAGAAUGUUAGCGGAGAUAAAGCAGAAGGAGGCUGAAAUGCAGUUAAGGCUAGUUGAGGAAAAGAAACGGCUACAACAGCUACAAGUUGACAAAGAAGUUAAAGUAGCAGCAGCUUGUGUCAAAGUGUAUAACGAUUUGGAAGGCAACCUUCAUCGCUGUGAAGAUGAUGAAGGCCCUAGCAUUCAAACUGGCUGCCAGAGGACAGAGCUUACAUCUCAACUGAACCCGGAAGCAAAGUCGUUCCUACCUCAGCAAGCAUCAUGUGAAGGAUAUGGAGUUACAUCACCUCAGGAAACUGCAAAUCUAGCUCAAGCAAUAGCAAACUCACUAAGCACACAUCGGCUGCCUGUUCCAGAACCCACUGUCUUUGUUGGUGACCCUUUAAAAUUCAUAGAUUGGAAGAUGUCAUUCAUGGCCCUCAUUGAUCGAAAACCUCUUCCUUCUGGUGAAAAAAUGUUCUAUCUGAAGAAUUACCUUGCUGGGGAAGCUCGCAAAGCGGUGGAGGGAUAUUUCUACAGAAAUUCUGAGGAUGCGUAUCAAGGUGCCUGGAAAGUGUUACAGGAAAGGUACGGGAACUCGUUCGUCAUCCAAAGAGCGUUUCGAGACAAGCUGAUGAGAUGGCCCAAAAUUGGAGCAAAUGACCCACUGGCAUUACGAGACUUCACAGAUUUCCUACAAGGUUGUGUCGAGGCAAUUCCUCACGUAAAAGGAUUAGCCAUCCUAAAUGAUUCUGAAGAAAACCACAAGCUGUUAAAGAAACUCCCCGAAUGGAUUGUGAGAAAGUGGAACCGAAUCGUGGUGGAAGAACUAGACACAUCAGGUGACUAUCCAAGUUUCAAAUGCUUCACAGAAUUUCUGCAAAAGGAAGCAAAAAUAGCUUGUAACCCUAUAACCUCUGCACUAUUUGUGAAUCAAAAGAACACAGAUGAAAGGUUCCCCAAGCGCGCUAAGGCUCUCAGUACAAAGGUUCAGGUGAAGGACUUAAGCUCAAAAGACCAGAGACGUACAGCUCUAAGCCAAAGACAUCGUGCCUUUUCUGCAAAGAUGAAAAACAUCACAUUGCUCAAUGCUCUACAUUUGCUGGAAAGACUAUUGAAGAAAAGAAAGCCUUCAUUCACGAAACCCACCUCUGUUUCGGAUGUCUCAGAAAGGGACACAUGA